UUGUAAUUUGCAGGCAAUAGAAACCAAGGAAAUGUCAAAUGCAUCUGCCCAUAUAAUGUAAAAUAGUGCUAAAGAUAUUAAGCAAAAUUUGGUAGUUAGUUAUGUAGAGGAGGGGUGUAGGAAAGUAGUUCAGCUAUAAGUAGAUUAUUAAAAAAAUUAGAACAACUUUAGUUCUACUCUAUGCAGAACAUACUUUGCUACCCAUACGUUUAAUAUCUCAAAUGAAUGAUAUUUUGUUAGUAUUUGUCAUUUUCUGUCCCUGUUAUUUGUAAGGCAUUGAAUUCAACGUUAUCGUCACUAGGACAGCACUGGAUAGAAUUGUGACUAGAGUAGUACACUUGGACACUCUCCCUUUAAUCAAGAGGUCUGGAGUCAAGAACAUCACCAUCACUGUCAUGUAGACGUUCUUGCUGCAGGUCGGGCUGAAGGGCGGCAUCAUGACUCUGAUUGUCCUUCUUUCUCGUGCGGCCCUCUUGGAAAUGUAUUGUCCCCAUUUCGUCAGGCAAGUGAUCCGCCUGGCUGCGGCUAUCGAUCUUACGAGCUGGUUUGCAGUGAUACCAAGGCUAUGAUUCACAUCGGUGAUGCAACAUACUAUGUGUCUGCCAUCAACUACAGUGGUUCUUCCUUCUGGGUCAUCGAUGCCAACAUGGAUUUACACAACAACUGCCCUCUACCUCGGUGGAAUCCUCCAUACCAACCCGACAACAUGGAAAUCGAAUUGAGCCCCCUUGUACAUAGUGGGGCUUGCUUUGUAAAAUGCUCUCAGGAAGUAAAGGGCACUGGUACGUACAUGCCUGUUGCUUGCCUAAGCACCAACGAUUCUUUUGUUUACGUGUUAACUGGCUAUGGGUCUACAUAUAUGGAGUACCUUGAACCUUCUUGUGGGUACUUGGCCCGGACUCCUCGACCCUGGGACGGUCUGGGGCUAGAAAAUGCAAGUUAUGCAGAUGUUGUAAAAUCCAUGAGGAUUGGAUUUGCUGUUCGGUUUCCUUAUCCUAGGGAGAGCAUCAAGCAAUGCCUAAUACAGACUUUUUGGCCCUUCUAUGAGGUACCAGUCUUGAGUAAAGAAGGCAUCAAGUUACGUAUUCUAUUCAGUCUUGUGGGUGAUUCAUUUUUCUCGCGGUGCGCACUAGUUGAUGUCAUUGGAUUUCCACCAUUUCGAGGUGUAGUCAUAAUAAUCGUCUUCUGGAUUUGGAAGUGGCUGGCUGUGUUGUGCAGGUUCGUGUUGGCGCCGCUUGUUGUGUUGAUUUUCCUAGCCUACAAGUACUGGAAAACAAGAAUAACAAUCGAUGCAGUCGAGAAGUUCCUCCGUAUGCAGCAAAUGCUCGGUCCGACGAGGUACGCCUACACCGACAUCACUGCAAUCACAAGCCAUUUCAGAGAUAAGCUGGGUCAGGGAGGCUAUGGCUCCGUGUUCAAGGGUGUGUUAUCACCAGGCAAUGUCCAUGUCGCGGUCAAGAUGCUGGAGCGUAGCUCAAACUGCGAUGGAGAGGAUUUCAUCAGUGAAGUUGCCACCAUUGGCAGGAUCCACCACGUCAAUGUGGUGCGUCUCAUGGGGUUCUGCUCGGAGGAGAUGAGGAGGGCUCUUGUCUAUGAGUACAUGGCUCGAGGUUCUCUUGACAAGUACAUCUUCUCAGCUAAAAGUUUCUCCUGGGACAAGCUCAUAGAGAUUGCUUUGGGCAUUGCCAGGGGGAUCGACUACCUUCAUCAAGGGUGUGAGAUGCAGAUUCUACAUUUUGACAUCAAGCCACACAACAUCCUGCUUGAUAGCAAUUUUGUCCCAAAACUUGCUGAUUUUGGUCUCGCCAAGCUGUACCCAAGAAACAACAGUUUCGUAUCAUUGAGCGUCCUGCGCGGAACAAUUGGGUACAUAGCUCCUGAGAUGAUAUCUAGGAGCUUUGGCGUCAUAUCGAGCAAGUCUGAUGUUUACAGCUUUGGGAUGCUGCUGCUGGAGAUGGCCAGUGGAAGAAGGAAUGCCGACCCAAAUGUGGCGAAUUCAAGCCAGUCUUACUACCCGUCAUGGGUGUAUGACAGACUAACUGAACAAGAGGGGCGUGAUAUAUCUCCCAUUGACAACAUGCAUGAGUUGGAGAAGAAGCUGUGCAUGGUCGGACUAUGGUGCAUCCAGAUGAAGUCCCAUGACCGUCCAACGAUGAGUGAGGUUAUAGACAUGUUGGAAGGCGGUGCCGAUACCUUGCAGAUGCCUUCCAGGCCAUUCUUCUGUGACGAGGGGCUCGUCCAUACCAAUGAUACUUAUCAUUUGUCCUCCGAGUUGACCGAAAUCUCUGAGGAGGAUAUGAGUGAAAAUAUCGAUGUGUGAUGAGGUUGUUGCACUUUGCUUGCAAAAGGCUGAAGUUAUGGUUGUAUUAAAAUAAUUGUUUUCGCCUCAUGUGAACUUUUAUGCGGAAGCAUGUAAUAGGCAGGGAGCAGCUAGAGGAUGGAGGUGUGUUCCUUCCAACUGCAGCAUCCAUGAUAGUAAGGUUCUAAAAUGAAAUCAUUGUUCUUCAUGGAAGACAUAUGUAUCUAUUUGAAUCUGAGCAUAUUAUUCGGCAGACUAAUAUAUAGCUUGUGGAAUCUGGGGUGA
Molecule: messenger RNA, 2584 nt
Organism: Triticum aestivum (bread wheat)
Lineage: Eukaryota; Viridiplantae; Streptophyta; Magnoliopsida; Poales; Poaceae
Product: rust resistance kinase Lr10-like
Exons: 4
Coding region: 566-2320 (584 amino acids)
Biological process (GO): protein phosphorylation
Molecular function (GO): protein kinase activity; polysaccharide binding; ATP binding
Source: RefSeq, a predicted model, not a curated record